This is a messenger RNA of Cynara cardunculus var. scolymus (artichoke), 1882 nucleotides long. RefSeq names its product scarecrow-like protein 21. The record is from RefSeq and is a predicted model, not a curated record. Gene Ontology annotation, cellular component: nucleus. Lineage: Eukaryota; Viridiplantae; Streptophyta; Magnoliopsida; Asterales; Asteraceae. Gene Ontology annotation, molecular function: sequence-specific DNA binding; DNA-binding transcription factor activity. Bases 315 to 1799 code for a protein of 494 amino acids. Gene Ontology annotation, biological process: regulation of DNA-templated transcription. The transcript has 2 exons.
CCAAGUUUACUCUCUGAUUCAAACCCAAAUUACACUCCUUGCCUUGGUAUGCCAAUCAACAACCCAUUCAAUCCAGCUGCUUUCUAUAUAAUCUGUCUUCAUCAUCUUCACACUCUCAACUUUCUUGUUUUUUUCCUCAUUUUCUUCUUUCAACAAUUGCCCCUUGAUGCUUUCUGACUAAUUGGUUUUUUUUUCUUCCAUUUUUAGCACUUGCCUGCAGAAACUUGAGCUCAACAACUCAUUUUAAUGGUGUUUCCAGAGAUUCUUGAAGUUGAAAUCCUCUGCAGUUGAGAAUAUUGUAUUCAAGUUCUUGUAUGCAAGCAUCCCGAAACGACAGACCAGCCAUGUCGAAUACGUGGUACUACCAAUCGACACAAGAAUAUGAGGUUCUAUGCAAACCCCAAUUUCAAGCUUUAGACAGUAUCAGCCAUGGAAGCAAUUUGUACAUCAAAUCGGAGCCAUAUUGCCCCCUCGAUUCUUCCUCCGCUAGCGGCAGUUGUACCACCAUCUUUAACUCGCCAAACGGCCAUGAAUCUCGUUCUCCUGUGACUGAAUCUUGUGUGACUGAUGACUUGAAUGAGUUCAGAAAUAAGCUGAGGCAAUUGGAGAGUGUAAUGCUUUCGGAUUUGUAUGAGGAUGCCGAAAAUGGAAAGUUGUUGGUUGGGAAUGGCAUCGUUGAGCUUCCCGAUAUAGAAAUCUGGAAAGAAAUGGUGGAGGGUGUUCCGAAACGGGAUUUGAAGGAGGUUCUGAUUGCCUGCGCGAAUGCAGUUUCGAAUAACGAGGUCUCGACUGCCCGAUUUCUGAUCUCGGAGCUGCAGCAGAUGGUGUCGGUUGCCGGAGAACCGAUCCAGCGGCUUGGGGCUUACAUGUUGGAAGGGCUUGUGGCUCGACUCUCGUGUUCCGGAAGCUCGAUAUGCAAAGAGCCCGCUAGCGACGACCUUCUAUCGUACACAAACAUCUUGUACGAAAUCUGUCCGUAUUUCAAGUUCGGUUACAUGUCCGCAAACGGUGCAAUAGCGGAAGCGAUGAAGGACGAAAAACGCAUCCAUAUCAUCGACUUCCGCAUCGUACAAGGGAGUCAGUGGGUCCCGUUAAUCCAGGCAUUUGCAAAGAGACCCGGUGGUCCCCCGCAUAUCAGGAUUACGGGCUUCCAUGACUCCACAAGCAAGUUGCAUAUUGUAGGUAAAAGGCUAUGCAAGCUAGCAAAAGCCUACAAUGUGCCUUUUGAGUUCCACACCGAGGUUGGGAUCGAGAGUUUCCGUGCCCAACCCGGCGAGUCUUUGGCGGUGAAUUUCGCAUUUGUUUUGCAUCGAAUGCCGGAUGAGAGCGUGAGCACUCAAAACCAUAGAGAUCGAGUGUUGAGGCUUGUGAAGAGCAUGAACCCGAAAGUUGUAACCCUAGUCGAGCAAGAAUCUAACACAAACACAGCUCCGUUUUACCCUCGGUUUCUCGAGGCUCUCGAGUAUUACCAUGCAAUGUUCGAGUCUAUCGACAUCACUCUUCCACGGCAACACAAGAAACGAAUAAACGUCGAACAGCAUUGUCUGGCUCGAGACGUGGUAAACAUAAUAGCGUGCGAGGGGAACGAGAGGGUCGAACGCCACGAGCUUCUGGGGAAGUGGAAGUUACGGUUCAGUAUGGCGGGGUUUAGCCCGAGCCCGAUGAGUCCAGUGGUGAACGGAACGAUCAAAAGGCUGCUAAACAACUAUAGUGAGAGAUACAGGGUUGAAGAAAGAGAUGGAGCCCUGUAUCUUGGGUGGAUGAACAGAGAUUUGGUUGCUUCUUGUGCUUGGAAAUGAAGAACAACACAAAUAAAAUUCAUGUCUUUUAAAAUGGGAAAUGAAGAUGUUCAUGUAAUUCAAACCAAUCUUUCUAUAAAUAG